Actinia tenebrosa (Australian red waratah sea anemone) is the source of this 2759-nucleotide messenger RNA. Its product is annotated as neuropeptide Y receptor type 6. The record is from RefSeq and is a predicted model, not a curated record. Gene Ontology annotation, cellular component: membrane. Gene Ontology annotation, molecular function: G protein-coupled receptor activity. Gene Ontology annotation, biological process: G protein-coupled receptor signaling pathway. Lineage: Eukaryota; Metazoa; Cnidaria; Anthozoa; Actiniaria; Actiniidae.
UCCCGACAGGAAGUGGUUAAAGUGCGCACUUUUUGACAAGCCGUGAGAAAGAGGAAGCAGGUUUGCCUGCUUGCUUACCAAAAGGGAAGUUUCCCAUCAACAUGUUAAGUGAUAGAAAUCUGGUUGUCGAAAGUUUCCAAAAGACCAAGUUGUCCUUUUCUAUCCUAUUCUGUUUCUGUUUCCAUAAAAAUGAACGUUUAUCGAUGACUGGUCGACUUGCAAGGAUGAGUACUGACUAAGGACCGGAUCUAGUACGGUGAAGUAAUCACAUCGUAACAAGUUCAACAAAGGUUACUUAAAGUAUUCCUGGACUGUAUAUCAUCUGUCACUGGUACACUGCAAAGAGCAAAGAGCUUGGUAAGGGCAACAACAAAGGUCUAAAAGUGUUUCCGCUUGCUUCUGUUAAUCUAAAUACAUCGAAAUCGUUUGUUCAGAAUAGCGCACUGACCCGAAUCCGAGAUACGUUCCGCGAGACGCAGUAACGCGGCCAUUAAAUGAACAACUCGUCUUUAAAGCUAUCUACUGCAACACCCACAAAAAUGCCUGGAACUGCUAUUUAUCAGCAAUACUCCGAAACAACAGCCUUCGUGUUGCCUCUCUACGUCUUCACUAUCAUCGUGGGAUCCAUUGGUAAUGGUAUCAUCAUCCGCGCUUACCAAAAAGACAAGAAAACUCGUAAUGUCUACCAUCUUCUGAUCACCAACCUCGCCAUGGCAGAUCUUAUUCUCUGCGCCCUUUUUACUCCCAUCCUCCUCGUCUACCGUAGCAACGCUUCCGCCAUGCUCGUUGCUAAGACUCCCAUAUGCGAAGGCUCGAUCUUCAUUUCCAUGCUUUCUAUCUCCAUGAUGUAUGCAGUCUUCCCUCUUCUUGCCUUCCAUCGCAAGGAUGUCAUGAUCAAUCCACGUGAACCAAAACUCUCCUUCAAGCAAGCAAAGAUUUUGACUUUUUGGUUUUGGGUUGCCUGUGCCGUCGUGUCCCUGGGACUGGUUGGAGUGGCCUGGAGCAUUUUUCUGAGUGACACAUUGGAACCAAAAUUCUAUCGCUGUCUUCUGAUCAACACCGAGAUUGAUGCCUUUACCAUUUACUUCUUGGGAUAUUCUUCCGCACUGUAUGGUGUCUCGAUUUUCGUUACCAUCUCCAUCUACUGCAAGAUCUACAAGUCCCUCAACAACAGCGGUGUCAAUGCUUCGGCCGAUGAACGUCACGUGACCAAGAUGUGCUUCUGGCUUGCCUGCGUGUACACAGCUUGUUGGACCCCAUUCCUCUUUGUUCAGCUGGCGGGAAUCUUCGGAAAGUACUCGGAGAUCUACUUCAACCUUCAUGCUUGCUCGUCUGGGAUCGGUGUGAUUGGAUCAGCGAUCAACCCCAUCAUAUAUGGAACCAUGGAUCCUUACUACAAGUCGGUCUUUUUCUCGUAUCUGAAAAGCUCUCCAUGCGAAAAGAACAAAAUCGACGAAGCUAAAGAAUAGGACUUUUUUUGUUUUGUGACGUAUUUUCCCGGGGUCGAACUGUUCACAAAAACUGCUAAAAUAAAGCGAAAAUCAUUUAAAAUAAUCUGAGUAUCCUUCACAUGGACCAAUGGACUACUUUGACGAUACGGUGGUCAUCUUGGAUCGAAAAGCAUUAUGGGGCGUCCAAGGGGCAAAUAAAGCUUUGUUACAGUGAUGACAAGAUAUUGAUAUUAACAGCUUACUACGAGAGAAUACAACAAAAGAUAAAUUAAGACGGCACAUCGAUCACCUUUACUCAUAAAAGAAAGACAAACACACGAAACUCUAAUGUAUAUUUUCCCGUCAUCAUGGCCGUCGUAACGUCAAAUAAGUAGUCUAGUUAGUCCAUUUAGAACUUUGGACAACAAAAAAUCCUGUCUUGGAUGGCUUUUCGUUUUGGAACCCCGCUAAAACGGCUCUACAAUAUCAGUAGGAACUCUGUAAAUAUGACUUAAAGCAAGAGAGUAAAUUUCUACUAGUCCUGCAUGUUAUUUUACUUUGAGGGCCUUGGCUAAACGAAUAAAACCUGUUUCCAGAAACAUGUUUCCUUAAAUGUUUCCAAAGGUGGCAAAACUGUAAGGAAGCAUCGGGAAACAUUUUUAGUCAACAUCAUGCAGUUAGCGCAUGCGCACUUUCAAAUAACCUUUGACCUUCUCGUCCGCCAUUUUGUUUUGACAAGAUCAUGAUAAAGCGAGCGUUACUAAGCAAAGAAUUUUUAGAAUGCUGACUUUCGUAACUAAACGAGGAAACAUCGGGAAACAUUGUUUCCAUGCGUAUUGGAUGUGAAGCAUGAAAUGUUUCUUGCGCACAGGAGAAACAUUUUUGCGUCUUGGAAGCAAAGUUGUUGCACGCAGCAAAUGCAAUGUUUCGCAUGUGGCUAGACUUGGAAACAUCGGGGAAACAUGCGCGCAGUAAACACGUUUCCUCGUUUAGCCAGGGCCUAUAUCUACAUGCAGCGAUACAUGAAGCACCUGUAAAAAAGAGUCUCGAUAUAGAUGUUAGGAAAACGAGAAACAUGUAACGAAGUGAAGCAAAACUAUAUAGAUUAAAUAAGAGUAGACAAAGAUUUUAAAAUGUAAAUUUUUUUUGCUCACUACCCUUGUACAAAUAUUCUAGUUUGAUCGUAAUGUUUUUACAUAAGUUUCAUGUGUCAUUCUCUUGAGCAUAUGUUCUUUGUUUGAGGUUUAUCCAUAUUAAUGUGUCUUCUCAUGCGAGUGGAGAGUGACUUUGUACUGUAAUAAACCUUUACCUUGGGCGUAACCCAUUUCA